Daucus carota subsp. sativus is the source of this 985-nucleotide messenger RNA. RefSeq names its product F-box protein SKIP27. The coding region runs from base 172 to 648 and encodes 158 amino acids. Gene Ontology annotation, molecular function: protein binding. The record is from RefSeq and is a predicted model, not a curated record. The transcript is spliced from 4 exons. NCBI's taxonomy places the organism in Eukaryota, Viridiplantae, Streptophyta, Magnoliopsida, Apiales, Apiaceae.
UCGUGCGCUUUCUAGAAGAGACCAAACAAACAGAACACUAUAUAACUAGAUUUAUCCACUAGUGUAAGUAACUACGAAAAUUCCUCGUUUAGGAACUCCGUUACAUCAAUCUAAAUUUACUUCACUUGCUUCAAUUUUAGCCUUUCCAUUUUCAAAGGUUUUGUUGAAAGAAUGGGUCUAGGAAAGAGGUGCAGCACGCGCGGGAAUGAGAGAGUAGGGUGCGUUCGGUUUUCGAGAUCGUUUGGGAGGAAGAGGGUUGUGAUCUCGAAUGAUAUGGAGGUGGAUUCGUGUUUGGUGACUCCUAUGAAGAUGCAUUGUGAGGGGAAAUCAGCCAUCGAGUCGCUGCCUCAAGAUGUUCUCAUUAGGAUAUUAUGUGGAGUGGAACAUGAUGAUUUGAAGAUGGUGCUACGAGUGUCCAAAGCCUUUCGAGAUGCUACUUUAGUUGCGAAGCGCUUGCAUUUUGAGUAUACCACGCCUAGGAAGAGAUUGGCUUUUCGAAAUCCUGCUGAUUUCGAGGGGGAGCUGGAUGGUAGAACUCCGAAUGCGCCGAAGCAGACCAGAGUUUCCAAGUCUAGGUUUGGGGGGAAUAAGGAAGAAGAAUGGUGGCCCAGGAGGGCUUUAUUUGUCGAAAUGGAGACAGAGAUAUGAGUAGAGGGUACGUUUUUGUAUAGCUAUUGUUGUGUACUUUGAGUAGAAUAUGGGCUAGUUAGGGAUAGUGAGAUUUUGAGACAUUCUUGGCUGGCCAUGAUUCUUCAAUCCUUUCAUUGAAGAGAGUUUGGCUUUUUUGUAUGAUUUGAGGAGUGAAGACAGUGUUUGAGAUUGUAAUUUAUUGUGAAAAACGGGGAGGGUGUUUUGUAAAUUUAUGAUUGUUGUAUUCUGUGUAAUGCCACACUUCUCUUGCUGGCAUAGUUCAUGCAUCAAAUGUAAGAGGAGUUUUUAUACUAUGGAUUCUUUCUGGAACUUGAUAUGUAUGUUUAGUUUUACA